This is a messenger RNA of Ornithodoros turicata, 6555 nucleotides long. It is a transcript of the gene Cals, whose product is annotated as calsyntenin-1-like. Gene Ontology annotation, cellular component: postsynaptic membrane; cell surface. The record is from RefSeq and is a predicted model, not a curated record. The transcript has 16 exons. Gene Ontology annotation, molecular function: calcium ion binding; amyloid-beta binding; X11-like protein binding. Lineage: Eukaryota; Metazoa; Arthropoda; Arachnida; Ixodida; Argasidae. Gene Ontology annotation, biological process: positive regulation of synapse assembly; homophilic cell-cell adhesion; positive regulation of synaptic transmission. The coding region runs from base 154 to 3129 and encodes 991 amino acids.
UCUCUCUUUCUGUCCUUUCAAAGUGGUGCCGCUGCUAGGCGAAGUUCACUGCUGUGUUGGUGUCAACGUGCUUUUUCUUCGGUUUGCUUGUUUGUGGAUGGUGUUUCGUAGCCAUCGUUGGUGAUCGGACAGCCUAAAGCGCUGGAUGACACAAUGAAAUACUUGUCCACGCUCGUAUUACUGGCUCUUGGAGUAGCAGCAUCUCCGAAAGCACCCCGGUUAGAAGACGUUAACACCGACGUUGGCUACCAUGCGCUCGUCAAGGAGAACAGCCGCCACGUGGAAAUUAUGCCUCGUAUCCGCGUCGUUGACGCCAAGGUGUGUCGUUUCCUGAUUACGCACAAGAAGCACGGGGAGGCGCCGUUUGAAGUGCGUGUUACAGAUGAAGCAGCGGGCGAGGCAGAGCUCUAUGCCAAAAAGGACCUCAACUGUGAGAAGCACCGAAAUUACAAGUUUGACAUUGCUGCCGUUGGCUGCAACGGACUUGUCUCUGAAAAUGUGACAGUGCACCUGACAGUCGAAGAUGUGAACGAAUUUGCACCCCAAUUCGCCGAGGAGUCUUAUCAGGGCUCUGUAAACGAAGGGGAGCUCCCAGGGAAGCAUGUGCUUCAAGUCCACGCCCAUGAUGCAGACUGCACACCAAAGAACAGUGAGAUCUGCAAGUACGACAUCUUGGACCCACACGUUCCCUUCUCCAUUGACUCUGAAGGUACAAUCCACACAACGGAGACCCUCAGCUGGGAAUCGAGCAGCAACCAUAUCUUCCGUGUGGUAGCCUUUGACUGCAGCAUGAAGCAGUCGCAUCCUGUGACCAUUACAGUCAAAGUUAACCGCAUCUGUCAUGUUGGCUGGAAAGGGAUCGAGGAACGGGUGGAAUACAACCCUGGCUCCCAAAAAAGGGCCUUGUUUCCAGAAGCGCAGUUGGAGUUAUGCAGUGGUACCUGUGAUCCCGAUCGACUAACAGCCCGUCUCACUUUGGCUGCAGGCCAUGUUGGAAAGGGAUGUGAUCGUGACACAUACUCAGUUGACUCCCAAAGGAAAAUCUGCGGGGCAAGCUCAGAUAGUGUAGACCUUCUUCCAAGCCCAGGCGUCGGUGCAGAGUGGACUCAAGGAUUGCAUACGGACGAAGGUCGUGAAAGUGACCAGGUGUACGAAUUUGACGGCGCGACCAACGCCGUCGUAAUCCCGGAGUCGACAGUGAGCCACAAUUUGACGGACUCCUUCACGCUGGCCUUCUGGAUGCGGCACAAGGCCCCGACCGGUCAGAAUGCCACCCACAUGAAGGAACACGUCCUCUGUAGCUCCGAUGACCACCGCAUGAGCCGCCACCAUCUGUCCCUGUUUGUACGUCACUGCCGGCUCAUCUUGCUGCUGCGAAGGGAGCCGAGCCAAGAACAGCCAAACAAAUUCACGCCAGCUGAAUGGCGCUGGAAGUCACCUGAAGUGUGUGAUGACCGCUGGCAUCAUUAUGCAGUUUCUGUCAAUUUUCCUGAGGCAUCCCUGUUUGUGGACGGUCAGCCCUUCCGUACAUCCGCCAACAACCCAGAAGUUGUCGACGACUGGCCCUUGCACCGGACCAAGGGAGUAAACACCACGCUCGUAGUGGGAGCGUGUUGGCAGGGCAAGGAGAACCGCAUGGCAUUCCACUUCCACGGUUACCUGGCAGGCCUCUCUGUGCUUCGCGGACGUACGGAGUCACCAGACGUUCUGGCGUGCUUGCACCGUUGUAAGGAGUGGCUCGAGGGACCUUCUGCGGAUUCGCAAGCAGCUGGAACGGAAGUAGUAACCAACUCUGAAAAGAAUGAGGUCACACUGAACGCACGUGACCAAGACACCCUCGAAGAUAUGGUGUCGAGAGUUUCCUACGUGAAUGCACGCGACUUUCCUACACCAGGGAGGAGGACUAUCCGUAUCACGACAACCAUUGAGUGUACCAACGGUCAGUCGCAGAAGGUUCCUGCUGAAGAAUCUUGGGUGGUGGUUCUUCCAGCAGAACAGCCAAGCAUAAGCAUCAAUGGAACACCUAAUUUGGCCAGGGAGUAUGAGCCUUUCAAACAGGGUAUUGAACUCUUUGCCUCUGUCUCUAUCACCGUUGGCCGACCACAAUCACCAUCAUCUUCUUCGUGGGAAGAAGAAAGUAGCGAAGACGAUGACGACAGCGAAGAGACGAAUCACGUUACUCCCGUGCAGACACGCGAGCCGAAGUUGGACUCUUGCAGUGUGCAGGUCUACCCGCCGCUAAACCCAGAUCACGAGAGGUUCCAGCUCCCAUCGUACCUGAUGGCUCAUCUCGGCUUGCACCAUCGUGAAGGGCGGGACGGCCUGGUCAUCUACGGCUCCGACCGUGCGAGGCAUUAUGAGAGCGUACUGCGGCAGAUACUCUACUUCAACAAGAAACCCGCAUACUACUUGAACCGGGCAUUCAAGUUGGUUUGCUCCGAGCUGAACGGACGGUUCGUGAGCAAUGAGUACAUUCAAACGUUGACCGUGAUCCACCCAAGAGCGGAGGCUGGUCAUCAUGAAGCGUCGUCCUCAACACCCGUUUCUGGUGAAAAGACUACCACCGCAGCAGCUGUGUCGGCACACAGAACUGUUGCUCAGGCCCACGUGCAGGUUGCUGCACAUAGUGUCGACGUUAAGGAAGCGAAAGUGCGCGCCGGAAAGUAUGUUGAUGUUGGAUUACUCGAUGGCAGUGCUUCGGAAGCCCUGGCCAAGACUUCGGCGAGCCAUGCUGUGACCAUCAUAAUUGUGGUUUGCGUUGGCUUCCUGGUGUUCAUGAUUGUACUCGGAGUGAUCCGUAUCCGAGCAGCACAUCACCACACGCAGCGCCACCAUCGAGUGGCAACUGAUUCGCGGGAGGACGACCAGGAGAUGGCCUGGGAUGACUCUUCCCUCACCAUCACUGUAAAUCCCAUGGAUCAAAUAGCGGAGGAACAAGAAGGUCGUCGGACGACCUCCACGAGUGCUGCACGACGCAGCGCCAACACCGCCCCUGCGGACGAGGAAGAUAGUGACAGCUCUGAUGACGGGAGCAGCUAUCACGACGAAAGCGAGGAGGAAGAAGCGGCUCCCGACAAGGCCAAGACUAAGGGAGAUCUCGAGUGGGACGAUUCCACACUCAACUUCUAACUAGUAGAAGGCACUUAAACCCCCCCCCCCCUUUAUUCCAUUUCAGUUCCCCCCUGUUACCACUGUUGUCCGUUUGGAGAGUCCCCAGUGAUUUCGUUCAUCUCGAUACGUUGUAGCAUUUUUUUCUUGUUUUCAGGCUACGUUCAGAUUUCCUUGUUGAAAGUUCUUUAUAUCCCGGCACUGUUUUUGGCUCGACGAGUGAUGUUGGAGCCUCCGAUACUAUUCUUUCUGUAUUGAGGAACUUCUGGCACGGGGCACUAUAGUCUUUGAUCCAGUGGCUUAAACUGAAUUGGACUUUCGACCGGCAGUUGGGGUUCGGGGAGUACACUUGGCAGCUGAGUGAACACGUGAGACGUCUUUCUGGACUCCCAUUAGCUGCACUGCCUCCAGUCCGUAUUCGUUAGACACCCCUCUUGAAAAUCGUUUUUCUUUUCUUCUCCCUUCGCUUACGUUCCAGCCCCGGACGUGGCCGGGAAUGCUAGGCAGCUGACGUACCCCGAGAAACUCCUUGAAGGGGAAAGGGAAAUCUCUAUACGACACCCUGAAACAAUUAUUUGAUCCCUUUCGUGCCUAAGCCUUCCCCAAAAGAGCUCUCAUAAGAUUACCUUCCCGUGCCCUUAUGGUGUCAGGCAUAGAAGUUUGCUUCUGUAUAGCCUUCACCACACCUUCACCCAGGUUUCCUAUUGUUAUUCCUACCUUGCCUUUAUAGGGUUCGUGUGUGUGUACACAGGAUAUGUAGUCCAUUCACUGAUGAGGCUUUUGUGCAUCACAUCCCCCGUGUCCCCCGUGGCAAAAAAAAAAAUUAGGGAGCUAUUUCUGCAAUUUUGCCAGUAUACUAUAUAUAUAUAUAUAUAUAUAUAUACACUUGUUUUUAAUGGUGAUUUUCUUUGCCUCUGCAAAGAUGCAUUUCGUUUGAGCCUACGACUCUUCUGUGGGCAUAGACUCUUGUGUUUUCGAGUUUCAUGAUUUUUUCAAUUUUUUUCAUUUUUUGUGUGUGUGUGUUGGGGGGAGGGUAAAAGUCGGGUGGUUAUUUCAGGAGCUGUAAAAUGGGAUAAAAUCGGGUUAUAUCGGGUGGGGGGAAAAAAACGAACUUCUUCCAUUUCAGAUGUACAGGAGAUCCUGAGCAGCAGAACAUGCUGUGCAGUGUUCCCCAGUGCCCGUAUUUGUUUUUAUUUUUUUACCGUGACCAUUUGUUUUCAUGUCAUGUAAAGGUGACGAGCGGACUAAUGGCGUUUUUUCCCCCCCUAAAACACAAGUCUCUAUGUGGACAGGCUAUUCUGCGCUUCGUUCGAGAAGCAACUCACAAUUUUGUUUUUUUCUUGUACUUUAAAAGUUUUUUGUACUUUUAAGUUUCUAUUUCUCUGCCUAGAAACAGGACAAAAGAAGAAGAAGAAAAAAAAAACAGUCAUGCACUACUUAGUCAUUUCUUUUUUCCUUGUCUUAAUAGUGGACUUUCAGAGGUUUACUCUGUGAACAAGCUACUGCAUUUUAUUACACUUUUUAAAUUUACAUAUGGCAAACAAUACUUUGACAUUAUGCAUAUAGAAGCACUUAUCGAUGCUGUCUAUACCUGCUCCCAUAUAUAAUUCUGUUCGUGUUUUCCUUUCUUUUUUUCUGCUAUAUUCUCUACCUUUGAAUCAUCCAAGGUACAUGCCAUGAUAAGCUGUGCAUCAUUUACCUAGUUACAUUUUACAUAAAAAAAAAAGAACACACGUGCUCGCAUUAGCACGUGCUUCGCUGUCGUCACAUCAGUAGAAACGAGUGUUACAUAAGACUAUACAUGCCACACGUGCAGCAGUCGUCUUCUGCGAGCAGUUGAAAUGAUUGGGCCACACGUUAUUCUCAGGAAUAGAGCUUCCUGAAAGUGCACUGUGAAUAUCAACACCGCUGACACCCUAGUUUGCUUUGCACUCUACUACCUACAUUUGUACGAAAAAUGUGUUCACCUUAGUGACUGGAGGCAUUUGUACGGUUGCCCACACGUUUGUUAUAAGUGUUUGUUUCCGUUGCUGGCAACCUCCUCCCUCUUUAGGGAUUGUGCCAUAGAGUAGUCAUUUUUGUCUCGUAAUGCUUUCAAGUGUUCACUGGGGAGGGGGGGGAACGGAGUUCAGUUCGACAACUUCAUCAGACUCAUGACUCGAAACGCUUCUUCUAAAUGUUCACGGAAAUGAGGACACUUCAAAACGUGGUUGUCUCACCGCUUGAGGACACUUCAUGCCUGCUGUCAGCCUCGUGAGGACGCAAAGCAUGGUCUUGUCGCUGGAAGGGUGUCGUCUGCUAGCGUUUUGGCAUGAAUUCCCUCAGCGGAUGCCUUUGAGUAAGGGGGUCUCGAUGAUCAGGAAGCCUGUGUGCAAAGGCAUCAAUUUCAAGUGGGAACACAUAUCCAGGUGUCCUCAGUGGGAUGUACAUGUAAUGUUUUUCCACAGUCUAUGGAAGAAAAAAAAAAAACGUUAUAGCAGCCCUUAGCUGUUUGGUGUGUGUAUGUCUGAUGCUCCAUUUUUGUUAUUCCGUAUCCUUUUCGUCUGCCUGGUCCUUGGUGGUGGCAGAUAGAGGUGUCUUUCCUUUUGUUUCACAGCUAUUGUGUGCGUGCGUGUAUGUGAAGAGAGGACACGGCAAGGGGGGAGGGGGGGUUUCGAGUAGAGCAAGGCGUAAUUAGAUCAUGUUCGGAGCGUGGGGAUGCCACUACGGUCUUUGUACUUACGACACAGCUCUCUUACGAUCCCACAAAAAAAUGAUGUGCGGGCAACAGGUAAAAAAAAACAAAAACAGCGUUAAAUAACUGAGAAGAUAUCGCAUCAUUUGCUACUCACAAAUGCCGUACCUCGAUUUUCCGAAGGUCGUCGUUUCCUCGAGGAAUUUGGACGAAGGCCAAAAAUUGAAAUGUACGGACGGUGACACCACGAGGAAAUACAGUGGUACGUUAUGCACCGUUAUAGUUCACUUCCUUUCUUCUCACGAUCAUUCCCAUUUCACCGCAUUUCUUCUGCCGUCGGCUAUCGGCACUGUUAUGCUUUUGCUGGUUCUAAGCGUGCGAUGCAGUUGUUUCGACAAAAAGGAGCAUCAGGCCAGUAGGAACAUUGCUGGGCGCAAAACUGCCCACCGCUACAUAACGUGAAGCCUAGUAAUUUUGCACACUGUGCAAGGAUAUGAGUGAGUGAUACAUUCCAUGUGAAAUACGUUUGUGUAUAUGUUCGACUUUAUAGCUUAUGUUUUUACAAUUGCAAAAAAACGUGUCAUCAACGAGGACCUAAAAGGCACCGGGAAUGCACAGCAGAGCGUGUGUCCUGCCCGAUGUGUAUUCCGUGAUAUCUAUGUAUAAAUAUACAUAAUAUAAUGCAAAUUGUAGCCUUGUGCAGGAACAUCCUCUUUGACAAUUCUGUACCAACCAAUUACUUGGAUUGCAAUAAACACCAGAUGGUUGUCCCA